This is a messenger RNA of Spirodela intermedia, 38117 nucleotides long. Lineage: Eukaryota; Viridiplantae; Streptophyta; Magnoliopsida; Alismatales; Araceae. The record is from the annotation of a GenBank genome assembly.
AUGGCGCCCAAGAAGAAGCCAACUCAGCAGCAGAAGGAAAAACAUGGCGCCAAGGGGGGCAAGGCGGGGCCUGCCGGCGGGAAGUCUGCCCCGAAGCUUACGAUAUCGGCGGAGAAUGAACGCCGGCUCCGCCGGUUGCUGAUGAACACAGAGCGGCCGGUGUCUACCGCCGCACCCGACGGCGGUGGGAGCAUUUCUCGGGAGCAGAAGGCUAGGAAGCUCCGGGCCAUCUACGAUAAGCUGUCCCAGGAAGGCUUUACCUCUGAACAGAUAGAACGGGCACUUUCUUCUCUGGUCGUUCGUUCCUCCUCCUUUUCCCCUUUUGAUCUAAAGUCUUUAUGGCUACAUAUUCUCUAUUUUGAUGUGAAGACAUUUAGGUUUUCUCCCACGGCCACAUUAUUUAUGUGAAAAUUUUGAUAUUUAAUUUCGUGGCCUAGAAUCGAGGUGUUGGCGAAUUGUAUCUUCUUUAAAUUCGUCCGCAUUUCAUUUUGAAUUUCCAAGAGACGAGCUCAAGUCUAUGUAUUUUAUGAAAGCCUCUCAUCCUUACGAUCUUAUGUCUACUAAAGCACUUAUUCUUUUGCGUAGGAGGAAACAACAUUUGAAUCGGCUCUCGACUGGCUUUGUUUUAAUUUACCAGGAAAUGAACUCCCAUUAAAGUUUUCUAGUAGUGGUUCAGUGUCGGCGGUUCACGAAGGUAUCACAAUGCCUUCCUGUGCCUCAAUUUUCAUUAUGUUUUGAUACUUCCUUAAUGCCUUAUUUUGUAAACAGGUGGAGAAAUUUCUAUCAAAGUUAUAUCAAGAGCUCAAGAAAACUGGGUUCCUAAUAAGUCGUCAAAUGAAGACAAGGAAGAGAUGCCUGAAGUGCCUAUUAGAGUGAAAGGACAGCGGGAGGAGCCAUCAAUAGAUCUUGGGGAACCAUCACAGGCAGACUGGAUAAGGCAAUACGUAACACAACUAGAGGAAGAUGAAGAACGUGAACAGAUGGAAAAGGAAGAACAAGCGGAAGAGGUACCUUUGUCAAUAUAUUUUUCUUGACAUUAAUCGACUCGAGUGAAUUAUGUUUUGAACCUGGCUUCUUAAUUUUCCAGCUUCAAAUGGUCAAAAAUAAAAAAAACUGGAAUUAUGCUUUAUGUUUGAUUGGCAACUGUACUUGAAUUCUUGUUAUGCUAUGCAGUGGCAUUGUGCGAUAAAAAAAUGGCUAUUUUCCUUCAUAAGGAACUUUAAUCACCCAGAUAUAACAAAAUAUGCCCUGUAGCUAUUUGCUUUAAUUUUUAAUUUAAAAAACCAAACACUGUUUGUUAGAGUGUCGCUCGCACAUCAGAGUCACAUUUUCCCCUUAUAACCUAUUCUAUAUGAAACUACUUACUAGAUCAGCUAGGAUAGAAUGUAAUCAUGGUGUAAUAUGGUUCUUCAGGUUUAGGGGAGUUGUUGAAUUUUGUAAAUGAUUGAGACGCAGUGAUAUAUACCUAGAAUAAAUCAUUUCUUCAUUUCAAGUUACCCAUCGAACGGAUUAUUGUUAUGGAAAAUCUUGAAUCUCAAGACAAGGUUGUUUCAACUUAAGCCCAAAAAACCAUAUUUGGAACAUUCCAAACAAUGACGAGGCUGAGGUUAGGUAAUCUGCUGUCAACGAGAUUCAAAAACGAUGUUCAAAUGUGGUUUUGAUUUCGCAUAAGUUGAGGUGCUGUUAUUAUCUUACCACAUCUGUAGCUCUACCGUCUGCAGAAGAAAAUGAGGUAUCAUAUCUAUUUUUCUUCAUGAGUUGUAUGGAUGUUCACCUAGGCAUGAAAUAGAUUAAUUACCUUCGAAUGGGUUCCUAAUUUAUAUCAUCAUGAUAGAAACCUGGUUUAUCCAAUAUUUCCUUACGAAAGGACGAGUAGAUUGAUAUCUCUCCAAGUUUUCGGUGGUUCCUCUCCUCCAGUAUUGCUUUUACAUACAUUUAUUUCUUGCAAUUUAUUUUGCCUAGCUCCGUGUCUGGGAAGAAGAUGUAAAAUUAGUCUGGAAACUAAGCUCGCUACAGUUUCAUCGUGCUCCUAAAUUUGUCAAUUCAUCUUUAAUUAUAAAAUUAUUAAUGAGAUUAUGUAGCAACAAUUACUAGUGAAAAUUUGUGUGUACAUUAGCAAUGUCGUGGUUGUUCUGUGGAUUGUUUGGAAAUUAUUUUAUUUUCAGCAAUAACUGUACUAUUUAAUAUUCUCAUAAAGUAAUCUACUCCUCAACUUAUGUGGUCUGGUCCCUUUUUUAACCGUUUUUUCUUUUGUUCUGUCUUAUCUUCUGCAUUUCUAUUCUCGUAUUUUUGUCCCCCUAUUUAGAAUAGUAAAUUUUCUUUGUAUUUAUUGCUUGGUUGAAAUUUGAAUUGCAUAUUUUUCGUUAUGAAAUAUAUUUUCGUGUACUACACAUUUUGCAAUAUAUGAUUUGUACUUGCCAGUGAAAAAUAUUUGCAUAACUUGAGGCUCGGUCAAGCCUGGCUUAAGUUUUCAGGCAAUAGAUGAAGCCAUGAUCUUUAGAUAACAUUGGAAACAUUGUUUGGGGUGGAUCCAUACUUAGCUCAAUUGUCUCGUUCCCCAUCCAACUACCUGGCUAUUCAACUAGGUUGUGAUUUAAGAGGGGUGGUGUUGGAAAUAUUUACUGGGUUGUGAUUACAGAGGGCAGGUCUAAGGCAUGGGACAUGUGUGUGUACGUGUGCGUUGGGUUUUUUUUCUUUGGGGAGGGGGGGGGGAUGUUGAAGUUGUUGAGUGCAGCCCAGUAGGGUGAGAGGUAAAUCCGCUAGGGAAAUGGGAAGGGUAGAAAUACGGGAGGAGAGUGCAGCUUGUUGGGGAGGCUCCCAGGGAUGGGGAUGUCAUAGGUCUGGAUUUUGUUUCUUCUGUUGCAGACUCUAUCCAACUCUGGAUGUGGCCCAUUUGCAAAAACUUGUCCUGACCUGAAGAUUUACCUGGACCUGAUCUUAAAUCCUACACCUUGUAGAAAGCUGGGCUGGGAUUAGGACAUACCUGGCAUAUAUAAUCAUUUAGGAAGAAAUUGUCCUUCAAAAUUAAGUUUUAUAUAUGGCUUUAUUUGAAAUUAAACUUUGUCCAGUGGCUCGAUCAAGUAUUGCAAAGUAAACUGGUAUCAGGUUCUGUUGAGAAUCUGUUACUUAACUUGUUCUAAUGUCUGUACAUGUUUACUGCCUAGAAAGUCCUAUUUGCCUUCUCUUUUUCGGAUAUGUUUAUUCUCAUUGUUCCCAAUAGAACUUUGAAAUCUAUAUUUGUGUUCCUUUUUCUUCUUAGUAAAACAUAUGAUCCUUUUUGUUGAAAUUCGAACUUGCAGUAGUUUCUAGUGCUGAUUUUGAUGUUAAUGGAUCUUACUAGGAGUGUAAUGUUAAGCUCCAUGAAUCUUCUAUCAUUAAAGAGUACCACCUCGCAAAAUUGGCAGCACUUGAAGCCAAAAGGAAGGGGGACAAGAAAAGUCAAGGGUAUUACAAUGGAAUUAUCCGCAAUCUCAAGCAAAAGAUAAUUUCAUUAGGUCUGCUGCUACUUCUGCUUUGUUUCCCGAGCUACAAUUUUUAGAUUUUACAACAUUGACUGGCCAAGAUUUGUUCAAACAGGGUUACUAGAUGAGAUAAAGGCAGGAUAUGAAGAUUUAGUUGACUCAACUUCUAUUUCUAAGGUUGACAGACAAGAUUUUGGAGCUUGUACAUCCUUUGAAUCUGAGACACUGUGCGAUUCAAACAGUUUGCUGCCACCACAGUCUACAUUCGAGUGCGAAACAGAGACAUAUGAAAAUGUAGAGGAACAUUUCAGCUAUGUAGAGACAGAAUGUGCUGUUGAUUCAUUAGGCAUCUCUGCUACAGCGGAAGUUGGAGAUAAACAUGACGAGUCAGAUGCUCCAGAACUAGGUAGCUUAUUUUCUGAAGAUACCUCUGCAGUCUUGUCUUCAGAAGAUUUGAAGCUGCAAAAUAAAGGGAGAUCUUUGCAAUUUGCUCAUGGCCAAACCUUAGGAGGAAUUAAUGCAUUCUGGAAAAAGGUUAUUACUCGCAUAAUCUGUUUUCUCGCUUUUGUUACUUAUAUAUUAUGAUUUCCCUUUAAAUUUCUUACCGUAGUUAUGGUAAGUCUGGAUGACAGGGUGACUCUGCAAAAUCUCCAAAGGCUAUCCUUCAAAAGAUAUGCCAACAUUUAGGUUGGGAAGCACCAAAGUAUACUAAACUCUCAGAGAAGGAAAGCAAAUACCUCUAUUCUGUCAAUAUAUUACGUGCUGCUACAGGUAGGGGUAAGAGUCGGAAUGCUGGGGGCUUGAUUACUCUCCAUCUACCUAAUCAAGAUUUUGGUUCUGUUGAGGUAUUGUUUUUUGUCGUGUGAAAUUUUCUGGAAUUUCACAUAAUGCUCUCUUCAUUAUUUGAGUUUUUACUAUGACUGGAUAAUCAUUGAUCUCUAGACAUCCAGGACCUUGUUCUUCAACUCUUCUAUUGCUCCUUGAGCUGAUGUGUAACUGGCUUUCGGAUCAGUUUAUUAUUUCGAUAUAAGUCUAAAUGUUUAUAUCGAUGUUUUUAGGGUGUAUGGUAACCAAGGCAGUAAUAUUUUUUAACGUAUAUUAAACCUACAUUUAAUGUUUGAGAAUAAGAGAAAAAAUAUGUUUAGACGAUGCAAAAAAUAGAAAAAGCAGUCAUUCACAUUAUUUUGAUAAAUAUCAUAUAGAAACAUCUAUAGCAUAAUAAAAAUGAUUUUAAAUAAUCUUUUAUUCAUAUUUCAAAAGUAAAAAGACACGAAUUAUGUGAUUCUACAUAAUAUAUAUUAAAAAACUAUGUAAAUUUUUGCAAGUCUCUGGAGGCACGACUGAAUGCAUCAUGAGUGGCCAUGUGCCAAUAUGCAUGCAGUACAAGUAACAUUGCAACUCAUGUUUGCAUGCUCGUUUGAGCCAGUGGCGUCAAAUGCAUCAUGCAAAUUUGAAUGCAAAUGAAGGUAGUAUUCGUCUUCGCAGGUUGAACACCUUGAUGUCUUGGCCACCCUGAUCCCUAGGUGAUGCUCUUGAAAAUACUGAUUCUAAGUAAUAAAAACAUAACAUUUUUAGUGUUUCAUAUAAUUGUCACCAAAUCACAAAGAUUUCUUGAAUCCAUGUACAGAGCACUGUGUCAUGUAGCAUUAUCGAUGUGUUAACACUUUCAUGCACAAUUCAAAGUAGUCUAUAGGUCAUAUUCAAUUCUUCUGAUCUCUGACAUGUUGUCUGUUUUGUAGCAUGCACAGAAUAGUGUAGCUGCCUUUGCUCUUUAUCAACUAUUUCCUGAUCUGCCAGUCCAUGAGUUACUUAUAGAGCCAUACUUCUCAACCGUGAGGAAAUGGCAAGAAGGUAAUUUUUUGAGUCAGUCAUUUACGAUGGCUACUCGGUAGGCCAUUUUCUGUUUUAAUCAUUCUAUUUUAACCUGAUGCUUUUUCAUAUAAACUUAUCGUUUUCUUAGUCAUUCAUGUUUAACAUCAACAGAUGGACAUAUGUCUGAACCUGUUCUCAGUGAGGAAGAUCGGAGAACUGGUUUUGUUGAGAAUUUACUGAAUGUUGACACAUCAGGGGCAAUGCAUUCUGGUGAUGUAGCAGAUAUUUCUCUUCAUGAACUACCUAGAGAGUCACGCAGUCCAGGAAAACCACAUGAAGGUCUUUUUCAUAAUUGAUUUCAAAGUGUUUUCGUUUUAUAGAAGUGUAUUAUCUUUGUUCUGGAUGAAGAAUAUAAUGAUCAAUUGUUCAUUUUAUUGGAAAAUUGAAACUCUAAUCGUCGGCAUAUGCAUGAUUUCCAUUGGAACUGUUAACUGGCAGAUUGUGCUUAUGACUGAAAAACAUGGCGAGAACAUUAUUUUCUUAUACAGUUCUGAAUCCGUUUUUGUUUCACUCCAUUUUUUAAUAAGAUUUUACGUUUGCAGCCAUUAUCUGCUAUCUCUGAGUUUUUCUCAUAGCUCUUUAUUCACGGGGAAACAUAACUUUCACAUUACGUUGCAUUUGUUCAUCAAUAUUUCUUGGUUAUUCUACUUUGUGUAAUCCCCUUCCCCUCCCCCUCCCCCUCCCGUGUUUUAUGUUUCGUAUGUAUUGUAGGCGUUUUCUCUUAUCCUUAAGUUUUCUUUCCAUUUUUUAUUUUUUUUUUCCCAUUUUUGGCACAGGAAUGAGUUAUAACAAAGAUGCAGAAAGCAACAUUUUGAAAAGGGAACUAGAGAGUAAACUGAAGAUGGCCCAGUACAAGGUCUAUUUUUUAUUUCUUUUUGAACUUUCAAUUAGCUAUGGUUUCCCAGAUAUGUACUUCUAGUCGUUUUUCAUUUUAAUGUUACAAUAUGGGCGACUUUUAGAAGGAGAAGAGAGGAAGCAUAUUCUUAACUCCCAAGGCAAAUAAUUUUUUCCUAAUGGGGUCCUUAUGGCUGACUAUGCAAUCUGCUUCAUCUUGGAGGCAUAUUCUUGACUCCUGAGGCAGAUAACUCUUUCCUAGUGGUCUACUUAAAAUUGACUUAGCACCUAAGACGUUUUUCAAAUGCACCUCACCUGGGAUUAGGUUUGGGUAAAUUGACAUCGGCCCUUUGCCAAAUAUCCGAACAGAUCCACUUCUAGUCCAAGUUAUCCAAAGAAGGUGCUGUUAUGCACCAGGGAAUCAAGCAUAUUUUUUCCACCCUUAGCUCAACAAGAUUACAUGCUUCCCACCUUUGGUUACCUAAUCUUUUUCAAUAUUUAAUCUGAGAGUCUAGAUCCAACAUUUCUUCAGUUCCGUGCUACUGCCUCUCAGAGAUGACUGUUCUCAAAUACCCAUUCUAUCUUCAAGCUUCAAGUUUCAUGGCCGUUUACAAUUUAUUUGAAGCCAAUGUCCCCAUGGGGAGUUGCCAUUUUUUUUCUCUUUUCCGUCAAGCAUUACAGAACGCUUCAGAUCUAUUUUAUAUAACUGGAUCUGUAAGUGCUCAACUCGGCUAUGCUAUCCCCAUUGUAUGAAAAUCAGAACCUUUCGAGAUCCGAACUCCAUUUAAUCUUUAAAUUGGUAAUAUCAACGGUGAUUAUCUAGGGGAUAGAGCGCUUUCUCCUCAUAGACCUCAUCCCUUUGAUUCCCUUUUUGCCUUUCUACCAUCCUUUUCUACACUAUCCUUAAUACUUUGCUUGUUCACUUGUACUAACUGCAAAGAAGUAGAAUAAUAUGAAUGCAUGUGAGUAUUUUUGUGUCAUGAUUUUUCUUUUAUGUUUCUUGUAAAUUCUGCCCUCCAGGCGACAUUUUGUAUUGCUAUAGUCGUUGCUUCUCUUUUCAUAGGAAAUGCUGCAGGGCAGAGCUUCGCUUCCAAUUGCGGAGUUGAAAGACCGUAUAUUGCACCUGCUCAAAGAGAACGAUGCACUUGUUGUUUGCGGUGAAACAGGUUGCGGGAAAACAACGCAGGUAUCCUUCAUAACCUACAAAAAUAGAUCUCAAAUGUGAUCCACUUGCAUUUAAUGGAUUUAAGGAGCAAAGGUGACACAUAUAUUCCCUUAUAUCAGCUGUAGUAGUUUUCCACCAUUAUUUAAUGAUUUAUGCUCACCGAGUUUAUUUUUUAAUUACUUCAUUGUUCAAAUUGUUUGAGAUAAAGGGUUUCCUUGUUUCUUAGUCCUUGUCUAACCAUAUAUAUUAUAGGUUCCCCAAUUUAUCUUGGACGACAUGAUUGAAUCUGGGCAGGGGGGAUAUUGUAACAUUAUCUGUACACAACCAAGGAGAAUAGCGGUAAGAAAUCCUAUUGGCUUUUGCCAGGCUGUAUACUUUUGCUCUGCUGCAGUAUGCAUGCCUUUUUGUUGGCCUUGUCUCUUUUAUUUGUUCUUUGAUUUUUUUUUCAUGGUAAUAACAGAAUUAUAAUCAUGAUCACUUACAUCAAUAUCUUGUCCAGUAAUUUCUGAAAACUCCACCUCUCCAAAAAUUACCUAUGUUCUACCAAAAUAUGACGUCAGUAUGUUGAGAAAACUGAUGCAUCCCUCCAGGAUUACUGAUAGGAUUUUGAAGUUUUUCAGGAAACUUUAUGAAACCACUUGUUUUGACUUGGAUAUCAUAAUUUGUAUGUUAUGUUGCAUCCCUAAUCAUGCCUUAAUUUUCUUCCUUUUUCUUAUCCUAUAGAUACCUAAGAAGAUACAUUUAUAUUUGUGUAGCUGCUCUAUAUCACAAUUCUCUUAUGUUUGCCUUUUUACCAAUCUAAAAUAUAUGCUAAAUUUUCUUCUUUUUUUUUUGGCUGAACAAAUAUUAUGAAAUGAUAGGGUUUCUUUUGAGUUUUAUACAUGACUUGUGUGUCGGAGAAGAAAACUUACUGUUGUCUUUAUAUAUAUAUAUAUAUCCUUAUGAAAAUCUAUUCAAUAUAGAGAGGGAUUUGGAAACGUAAUUAUAGUAGAGAGUUUGUUUGAAGUUACUUGAAAGGUCUUGCUUUGUAAAUAUCUUGUUUCAUUACAUUAGUGAUUUCAUCUUUAAAAGAAAAGGCCUUGAUUUAUGAAACAUAACACUUUUGCACCAAACAAUUUGGGUAUGACGUGUACAUUAGUAAUGAGAAGCCCUUUCAUAAAAAAAAACAUAACUAAUAUUUCUGUUUAUCUUUAUUUUGAGACCAUUGUCAUAUAUUUGACCCUUAUUUUUAGUUUCUUUCUUCCCUUUCUGCAGGCAAUUUCUGUUGCUGAAAGGGUGUCAGAUGAGCGCUGUGAGCCUUCACCAGGUUGUGGUAGCUCCUUAGUUGGCUUCCAAGUUCGCCUUGACAGUGCUAGGUGAGUCAAUACUGAAUGGGACCAUGUCCUACUUAGAAUGCUAGCGUGUUAAAAAUUUUAAUGCUUAGUCACAGACAUCAAAUAGCAAAUUUUCUUUAUAACGGUUUUGUUUUCUCAAAAUAUCAUGAUAUACAUGAUGUUGAUUGUGACUUCGCAAUUUUUUUAAUUUUUCUCUGUCCUUGAGGAGAGGUUGAAGUUCAUCUAACAACAAACCAUAGGGCCACAGGAGAAGAGGUUGACUAAAAUGAGAUGGGUGGAGGAUAGAGUUGGCAAACCAAAGCACCAGAGGUAGUGAACUUAGCAAUAAAAGAGGGCAAACUGAGCACUAAAGAAGAAGGAUCACAUAUCAACUCCGUGAUAAAAAUUUGGCAAAAUGUGUAUGAGAUACUAACCCGCUCUUUGAAAACUUAAAAGUCCUAGAAUGACUUGUUUCCUAAGAAAUAAAUAAUUUUAUUCUGAGGAUAAUCCCAUAAUUUUACAAACAUUAUUUAAAAAACACGUUGACUAUGGAGACACGUCCAGCAGACAAAUCUGAGGAAUUAACUUGUGCUACGAUUAUGGUGUUUAUUUGCAUCGCUAUCACAUUGGCUCCCUUUUCUUGAAAGUUUAUAGCUCCACGUAAUCAUUAACUAUAAAGAUGUACAUUGUAUGCUGGUAAGAUGUAUAUCAAAUGUAUAACUUAUGACUGCUGGUAAGAUGUACAUUGUAUGCUGAAACAAGACUUUAGGACUUGGCAGCUUAUCGUCCACAUUGGUCUUUUGGUUUGUUUGAAGCGAGAAAAUGAAUCAGUUUUGUAAGAAGCAAAGUUUUUAGAUGAUGCGGUUUGAGGGUAUAUGGUCAAAGAGUGGGUGAGGGUUUUUUGUGGCAAUGACGUGAAUAUGCUAUUUAGAGAAUUUUGGGAUUUAGUCUCGUCUACUUCGUCUUGGUGUAGCCCAUAGCUGAAAAAAACCGUUUUCGAGAGCUCAAAGUACAUUCUUUUGGUAUUUGUUAAUUGAGUACCUGUUAUCUCCCUUUAUUCUAAUUACCCAGUUAACUAAUUCAAAUCGAAAUAUAAUUUUUAUGUUUUUUUGGAUUGGGGGGAGGGGGUUACUGUCAUCAAUUAGGCCUGUUGAGAGUCCAACCUGAUUGGCAUUCAUGAGUCUGUAAACUGAGUCUUGGAUUCGUGAGGAAAUGAGUCAUCAGGAGUAUUUCUGUAUGAAAAAGACAUUGAAGGACGUUGGUAUGAUUGCUAUUUUCUCUUGUUCAUUCAUAAGGUACGUCUGGGCAUUGCAUGUAAUGAUGCUCAUUUGUAUGACUCAUGGAAACGACCCAUAUGUGUGACAUUGAAUGUGUCUAGUGCUACAAUUUUAACUUGAGUAUACAUGAGACAACAAAAAUAACCCGUAUUCAAUUAUAAAUGCUAAAAUUUGUCAGCAUGCAGUUUCAUGUUAAUGUUUCAAAAUGUUUCCUGACGUGAUUGCUAGGCCCAGUUUAUAUAAUUAUUGGUCCUGUAGUGAAUGGUACCACGUGAUCAUUACUUUAGAGAAAGAAAAAAAGAGAUUUAAAUUUGGGAUUCUUCAAAUGGAAGAUUUGUUCCUUCUCAUAUUAUAAGGGAUUCUUGUCCACUCUUGUCCGUUGACAAAAUAGUUUUUAAAAAAUAUCCAUUGGGCAGCUUACACACCUAAAGGCGUGUGCGUUCAUAAUUAUGAUUAUUGGUGUGCAUUGAUCUUAUUUAAGUGUCAUUGUUAAAGCUCUUUUAAGGGGAAUGCAUUUCCGUAAGAUAUUUUUAAAGCUAGACUUUUAGGAGUCAAAGCUAAGGCUGCUGGUCAAAAUAAAAUCAUAACUGAGUUGGUGCGGUGUUUUUUUUCACCCUUCAACUCUUGGUAUAGUAUUCAAUCGGGCAGUACUUUUCUUAUCAAGGGGCUGUUUAAUAACAAAACUGUGUUUUUUUUACCUGAGCAUGAUAAAAAUAUCGUUUAAAAAUUACAAUAUUUCAUAUUCACGGUAAUGUCUCACUGGGCUUGUUGACUAUAGGACCCUUCUGUUUGUUCUCAGGUAUUUAGUGAUGCAGUGAUUUUUCAUUCAAAGAUUAUUAUUCAUUGAUAUUUUUCGCGUAUUAGCUCAUUUUUAGCUGAUCUAUUAUUGAAAGCAGACUAUGAUGUCUAAUAUAUCUUUGAUUUUUGGAACACCUAUUUCAGGAAUGAGAGAACAAAGCUUCUCUUUUGCACAACUGGAAUUCUUCUUCGCAAACUUUCUGUGAGUUGUGGUUUUUUUUUCACGUUCGACAUAACUUAUGGGAUUGGCUCUUCACAGACUUAUUUUUUUGUUUGCAUGUUUUUCUGUCAAAAAGGUUGUUGUAGGUUUCAUAUUACCUGUUCUAAUUCUACUUGUAAUUUUGAAGUGGUUCUUUUGGAAAAUUAUAUUGGAAAAAAAAUAUAUAGUAUGCAUCAUUUUAUAUCGCAUGUGUCAUACCGCCAGGUCCAUGAAUUCAUUUUGACGAAAUGGAAUCAUAUUGUAGAAUACAGUAUAAUUUCAAAUGAUUAAAAGAUAUUUCGUUGAGUGUUAGAGUGCAUGUCAUCAGGCUGAGCUGACCCAGGGCACCACCUAUUCUAGCCCAAUUUUAACUGACAAUGUCUGGAAACGGGAUUGGUUAACCCUUCAAAGAUAUGGAUUUGGUUUGGGCUUAGCCUUCAAAAAUGGUGUUUUUGUUUUUGCAAUAUCUAGGGAAACGAUUUUGGCUUGCUUUUUGAAGAUUACAAGUGAACUUAUAAGUUCCGAAGCAUUUGACUAUCAAAAUUGCUCAAGACCCUUCAAUGUGAGUAAAGCCUAUGAAACAAAAGUUAUUUUCAGAUUCCAGGCUAUCUUUCCUACAUCAGAUUGGAUUUGUCAAAUUGCCCAAUUAAUGUUAAAAAAAUGAAAAAUAUAUGAGGAAUGAACAAAUACAUACUGCUUUAAUGAAAGGGAUAUGAAAUUCAUAAAUUUUAUUAGUACAGGUGCAAAUAAAUCCAUCUACCUUUCACAUGUGGAUCUGGCAUCUCUACUGAAGAUGCCAUUUUCAAUACAAAUUUAUGAUUCUGAUGUAAGACUUGCUUCCUAGAAGUUCUUAUUGGAAGGGAUGAGUUGUAUGGGAUCCUUUCCUACCGAAAAAUUAUCAUCAGCCUCUUGUGAAUUGUGACAUCUAUUUGUUAAGAGAUGACAUCUUGUUGCCAACUGAUAUUUGAGAUUUAAUAAAUUGUUAUUUUACAUGUAAAAUGAUAUUGGUUAGGAGUAAUGGUUUCAGGCUGUAGAUGUGAUCACAGUAUUGCUUUGCAUUCUAUCAUCAAAUCACAUCUUUCUACUACCUCCUAUUUGCUUAUUCGUGAAACUGUAAUAUUUAGUUGCACUUGUUUCUACUUUCUGGACAGUCAAGUUCUCAUUCGAUGAAAAUUUUAAAGAUAUUUUGCACUGUGUCAAAAUUAAUUUUGUCAUUAUUUGCGGUAAUUUUCUGUCAUAUUUCUUAUAGGGUGACAAGGAUUUGGCUGGCGUUACCCAUGUGAUUCUUGAUGAAGUACAUGAACGGUCACUUUUAGUAAGUUUAUCAUUUUCUUGCAAUUUAGUUUUACUGCUAUCAUGAAUUCUUUCAAUUCUUUUACCAUUAAUUCUGCUGUCAAAGAUUAUUCUGUUUGACAAAUUUUGUAUGGAUAUUCUGCACUAGUUGUGUAGUUGGCCCUUGGUAAUAUCUUGCUGUUGUGACACACACCACAGUUUCGCCUGCAAAGGCCCUUUCCUGCAGACCAUGUCUGCAUUACAAUGCCCUCAUAGAGAAUAUUUUUUUUCCUUUUCCGCUAUUUCUGUUUGGAUCAUUUCUGUAGAAUUUGUUGUUGACAGAACCUGUUUAACUUGAAUGUUUGAGUUAGUGGGUGUAUAUAAGACUGUGCAAGUCAUUCAGGACCCUAUUUUAUUUACUUUGACUCAUAUACCCUGGUACCCAUAUCCAUACAACACAUGGAUGGUACUGUAGUCCGUUGUAUCUGUACAGAAAGGAGGAAGAGGAAGCAGAGAAACCUUAUUCCUAUGUGUGCAUGAAGGAGAGAGGAUCUUUUCUCAUCCCUGCAGAAAGGCGAGUUAAAAAUAUUUGAUAAGAGUCAAUUUGGUGUAAUAGACAUGAAUAAUCAUGAAUAUAAGUGGGAACAUCGGCAAAUUAUUGGGUUUGACAACAAUAAUAACUUAGUCUAAUAAUUCAACUCACUAGGAUCCUUCAAGAAAAUAUGUUCUGAAGAUAGUACCCAUCAAAGUUGUGUAUGCUUCAGCUCGCCUUCUUGGUCGAUUAAGUUGAGUGGGCCCCUUCCCCAGAAUGUGAAAUCAAAUAUUAGCCAUUUUCUACAACCCUCUAUCUAUGAGAGCCCUAGUACAUAAUGUUGUGUAUGCUUACAACCCUAGUACAUAAUGUUGGUCUUCAAGUGCCAGCAUGAUAUCAAGGAGGGGUUGAGUUGAUGCUAUUUUCAGUUUUCAAUUCUUCUCUUUUCACAAAAUUAUUUUCUUAGGAAUCAUCAUAUACACAUUUACAUGAUAAUUCUAUAGUGGUUUGGUCCUCUCAACUUACACUCACUAUCCAAGGACUCCGUCCUCGGAAUUCCAGGCUCGGUGACCUGUUGGAUUUCACAGCUCUGGCCAUUCUAUGGCUUUAGAUGGCCAAAACCAGAGAAACUCCCCACUUCGCUCUUCUAGAUUCCACAACUUUAGGAGGUCAAAUCAGAGAAACUCCCCACUUCUCUCUUCUUAGAUCUCAGGUUCUAGGGAAACCUUAUCCCCCAUAAUUUAAUAUAAAUAAAAUGAGAGGAGAUUACCCAAUGAUGAAUAUUUUCUUUGCAUGGUUGAUCAUGAUUGUUGCAGCGUGGUGGAUCGAAACCUUUCUUCUUUUCACGUUCUUCUUCUUGUCGUUCUUCUCUUCUUUUUCUCUUCAGACUUGAUCCGAUGAAGGUGAUGUGAUAGGAUGGAACGGCAUGGUGGAAUAGUUCGUCCUCCUCUUUCUCUUCCUCUUCCUUUCUCCUUCUCUUGUCUUUGUUUUCUUUCUCUCGACCAAGAGUCAGUGGAGUAAAUCAAGGCGUUCUUCUUUCUUUUCUCUUUUUCUUCUCUUGCUUCUUCUAUUCGUCGUGAUUUAUGUGCUGGUUUUCUUGCUCAGCUCUCGUCCUGUUUCUGGCACAAAUCCAAGAGCUUUUUGUCGUCAUUCUCCUCCUGUCUUAGUCGAAGAACCAAGAGAUACUUCGUCAAAACUCUUCCUAUUUUUGGUGAAGAUUGAGAGCUUCUUUGACGUUGAAACUCAUGUUUUUCAGUGAAGACCAAAGACCGUUAAAAAAAAACUCUCGUUUUUCCAGUGAAGAUCCAGGUGAUUUUCCAUUGCCAAGCUCCUCAUUUGCCCGCGAAGAUCCAGAUGAUUUUCAGGCAUUGAAUCUCUCCUUUCUCCUUAGAUUUCACAAGCUGCAGAGGGCCAAAAAACCUUGCUAAUUGGCUGUCAAAAUCCUUCGAUUUCCGUUGAGAGUUGCGCUUUGUUUUUCUGCAUUCAUUCUUCCUUUUCUGUCGUGAGAUUCCAUUCAUUUAUCGUCGCAAUCUUCCAUUUUUUUCCUCAAUUAUUCGGUUUUUUUCCAUUGUGAUUUCUUGUUCAUUUUCCAUCGCGCUCUUCCCUCUGUUUUUCCUCCUUCGUCUGUUGUUUUCUAUCGCGAUUUUUUCUUUAGAUCAUUUUCCUCAUUUGUCUUGCGUUUUCUAUCCCUAUUUUCCUUUAAUUUUUUCCACGAGAUUUUCCCAUUUGUUUUGUCUUCAUUCUUCCAUUAUUUUUUGCCUCGUUCAUCCAUGAUUUUCCAUUCCGUUCAUCCGUAACAGGAGAGAGAAAAGAGAUAAAUUAUCACGAUAAUCCGUAAUAAAAUACGGAGGAUAAUUUGACGAAAUUACGAUAUAAAUAUUCCGGAUCCUUAAUGGGCCAAUAAACGGAUCAAAUAUUAAACGGGGAUCCUGUUUAAAGGGAUCCGGUUACUCUGUAUUAAAGGGAUCCAAAAAUCGGAUCCAUUAUUCUAAAUAAUGGAUCGCACUAUUAUUUAAUGCGUAAUGUUAUAAAUCAAGAUAAAAUACAUAAGUAUUACCCUAUGGGAAAUAUUCAUUUAUAGAAACCUAGACUCAGAGUAAAUUCUAUAUUCCUUUCGUCACAUUAAGAGAAACCUGCCGAUCUAUUCACCUAUGGGAAAGUCGGAGAUCAACUGAGUUCCGCACUGAACUAGCUCAGAAUAUCUGUACUUUUGUAUAGCUAAAGGGGCAAUGCUAAAAUAAUACAUUUUAUUUCAUUGGUUGAGAUAUCAGAUACAUGAACUUGAUGGCAUAAACUGGACUUUCGACUUUGAAUAAACCCAUAUCUAUGCAACUUAUGGAUGGUCCUGCGGUCCUGUGAACCAGAUUCACUCCGAAGUUUAGUGUUUCCUUAGUUCUUUGCUCUUCUUCUUAUCCUUCCCCUACUUUUUUCACUUACAAUUGUACAUGAUAUUAGAGUGAGCGCAUGGGGCCUCUCUCUCUCUUCUCUGGAUUGUGCAUUCUCCUUUUCAGCCAUCAGCCUUUGACAUAUCCCAGUUCAAUUUUUUUCUUUUUCAGGGGGACUUUUUACUAAUUGUUCUGAAAAACCUGAUUGAGAGGCAAGCUGCCAGUGGGAGACCCAAGUUGAAAGUUGUUCUAAUGUAUGAUUCUUGUCAUGAUGCCUCAGCUUCUUGGAUACUUUUUGAUGCCAUUUUUUUUUUCUGAUUUGUGCCUUUUUGUUCUUCUAAUAUCUCAUUUUUGCGACAGGUCUGCAACAGUUGAUUCAAGCUUAUUCUCAAGGUACUUUGGAAAUUGCCCAGUGAUCACGGCAGAAGGAAGAACAUACCCCGUCACGACACUCUUUCUUGAAGAUAUCUAUGAGAAGCUCAAAUACUCCCUCCCUUCAGAUUCUUCCUCCUCGGGAAGACAUUAUAAAUCUACAAAAGCAAAGGUUAAAUUUACGUUUCAGCAAUUACAAGACUAGUUCUGUUUGAUCUUCAUCCUUAAUUUCAGAUAAUUCUUUUCUACAUCUUUGGAUGCACAUACUGCUAGAUAUAUAUAUAUAUAUAUAUAUAUAUAUAUCAACGCUAAAAUACAUUAUAUCUGGUGAUAUGUAAAACGUUUUCAAUUCUUAUGCACAAUUGAAAUGUAGAAAGGCAAAUCUGUUCCCCUGAUAUUGGAAAAAAGUUUGAUGAAUUUAAAAUCCGCCAAUAUCACUUGGAUUGCCUGAUUUCGGUGUGAUUGGGCCUUCCAACCAUGGUGGGGCAAGAAGGCAGGUGAAGGAAUAGCUGCCCAUGCUGGCAGCGGGUAGAGAAAGAAGAAGAUUAAAGAAAUAGAAGGAAAAGAAACAGCCUUUCUGCCGCUAAUGACUUUGAUGUGGAGGAUAGGUCAUCAGGGUUGGGGAAAAGGGAUUCAACACGUGGGUUUUUCGAAAAAGUCAAAAUAUAAACCUUUGUCUUUGUUUCCCUUUUUUAUUUAUAGUAUUUACCCUUUUAUUUUGGUUUUACCUGAAUAAAUCAUUUUUCCCUGGACCUAAUCAAUUUCGCGGUCAUCCAAUUUUGGAAGCCGUGCUUUUGGAGGCUUAGCUGAUUUUAGGAUGUUGUGAGUUACGUUAAUAGAAUACUUUUUUUUUGGAGUGUAUGAUAGUAAUGUGGUGGUUUUUCUUUUGAAGCCCUUCGAUUUUCUAAAAGAAUUGGCCACUAUUUAAUUAGGAUGCAACAAUGAUUUGAGUCAAUACUUUAUCUUUUCUUUAUGAUUUUAUUUAUCGAGCUACAGCAGCUAUACGCCUGCAUCAGUGGCAGCAUAGAGCUCAGUAAUUGUGUAGAGUGUGUGAUUUCCAUUAUUUUUUGACUAUCUUGCCAUUAAUACUGGAAUUUUUGUCUUCCCAGACUAUAAUGCUUAUUUCUCGAUUUCUUUGCAAUCUAUUGAAACUAUAAUUGAAAUUUUGAAUUGAUUUUCCAUGUCGAGGCUAACAUCUAGUACUGUAUUCUCAUUUGAUACAAAGGCUAUUUUUUAUUGAUUGCGCAAGAGCUGAAUGAUUGGGCAAGGCGAGAGUGUUUUAUAAUGAACAAGUGGUGUCUCCUACACUAACCUAGGUAGUUUUCCCUUUUGGGGGUCAGGUUAAUCGUAUAUAAGUAGCAUUUGCUCUCUGAAUUGACGAGACAUGGAUACUUUUUCUGACUGUUCAUCAUGUUUGGUUUGCAUCAGGUAUCAUUUACCUAUAAAAACUGGAUCAUCAACUUUUUCAUCUUUCCAUUCAAUGCUUUGACUCAUUCUUUGUAGAUCUAUAUUCUUCAUUCAUGAUUGACUUUUUUGCUUCCUGUUUUCCCUUUUUUCUGGACCAGUUUGGUCAGAGUUUUGUGGAUAACAGCAGAGGAAAGAAGAAUCUUGUUUUAUCUUCUUGGGGUGAUGAAUCAUUGCUCCUUGAUGAGUAUGUAAAUCCUUAUUACAAUCCAAGUUCCUAUGAUCAGUACAGUGAACAGACUCAGAAGAACCUGGUGGGCUUCCCUGGUGAUAUACUUGGCUUUUAAAAUAAUCUUAUUCCAUGUUAUAAUGGUUAUAUUCACAAAGAUCAUGCUCAUGCAGAAAAGGUUGAAUGAAGAUGUAACUGAUUAUGAUCUCCUGGAAGACUUAAUAUAUUACAUCGAUGAUAAUUGUCCUCCUGGUGCAAUCCUCGUUUUUCUUCCUGUGAGAAACUACACAACUCUUGUCAGUUUUUUGCACUUAUUUCUAUGAUUUCUGUUCAUUUCCUUCCAUGGUUUGUUACAGGGUGUUGCAGAAAUUUACAUGCUAAUUGAGAAAUUGACUGGUUCCUACCAUUUUAGAGGUUCAUCAUCUGAUUGGAUUCUUCCUUUACAUUCAUCCCUUUCAUCCUUGGAACAACGAAACGUGUUUCUGUCACCACCUUGCAAUAAGCGGAAGGUAACUGUCCUCUGUAAAAUUUACUCGUUGCAUUUAGAUCCACCUGUGAUUCCCUCACUCAGAUCAUGCAACUUCUUACUAUGGUUUGCUGUUUGAGUUCUGGUAUAUUUUAUCACUGUAUCCGUAUGCCAAGGAAAUGAUUCAGAAGUUAUCACUAUAUCCAUAUGUUUAUGCCUGGCAAUUUUGCUUGAGUUCAGAUUCAGAACUUAGGAUAAAUAUUCAAGUAUUUGCAUUAUCAUGCUGUAAACUGUCUGAUAUUUCUUUUUAAGGGCCUUUCACUCGUUCAUUUCAGUCUCUUGAGGUUCCAUGUACUUGUCUUUUGCCUUUUAUCCUUGAUGUUCAGGUUAAUGCACCCUGUUUUAGACUUCAAAUGCAAUAUUGUUAAACUCGCUAACUGGUCUAGCUCGUUAUUAUACGUAUUUCAUUCUAUUGCUUUUCUAAUGUGGACUAAGUUUAUUGAUCCAGAUUGGUCCCUUCUAUAUUGUGGUCUCUUCCGAAAUUCUGAUCCUUGAUAUGCACUAGGAUCACUCCCUUCUCUAGUUAAAAGUGUUGAAUUUUCUCUAGAUGAUGUAGCAUCCCUCUACCAAUAAGAACCUCCUUAAUAGAUUCUGAUCAUUGGAUGAGAUUAUAUCCAGUCAACUUAAAUUCCAUAGGUAUGGCAGGGAGUUCAAUCAUCAAUCUUGAUGAUACAAGAUUGACUUCCAUAAUGGUGGUAGAGACGUCACCUACUGAGGUCUCUCCUCCAGACAUAGAAAAACAAUAAAUCAGAAUAGGAACAACUGCUUACUGAGCAGAAAAAAUGUAAUUCUCGUACGUCUUCAAAAGAAAAUCAAGAAACGCCUUGAGAAGGGGCUGAAGAAAUGAUGUUUGAUCUUCCAAGUCCUCAAGAAGAGGCUCACAGAACCAACAUAAAUCUCUUAUACAAAAAGAGAUAAUAAGAAAGGAACAAUCACACCUAAAUUAGCUCUGAUACCAUGUUGAAUUUCCUCUAGUUCCUUCGUUUUUUGAAGAACGACAGACCUUUUCCUGGAAGGGAAAAAAUGACUUCAAGAUUAAUUUCCAUCGAGAUAGGGAUAUGUUAUUUAUAAUAGAACAAUGGGAGAAGGUUCUAGGCACAAAGUCUUAUCUUGAGACAUAGAGGUGAUGUUCACGUGCUUCUUUAAGUGAAGCAUGUGAUACACCUCACCACAACUGCUAACACAAUAUUUACACUGUAUUUCAACAGCCAAACAUGUCUUGUGGAAGCAGAUCCAUUUCUAGAACAUCACAAGGAUCUGAGUCACAUUCAACUCUUUUAUCAAAAAUUACGCCAUCCUUCUUUUGCUACUGUAAAGAGUUUUCGUCCUUCCUUGUUUCAAAAGGUGUCUGUAAAAACACUUAAGUAUGACAUAUGUGAACUGUCCAAAUAUACUCGUGUUUUCCUUUCUCUUGCAUCCAUAGUGAUGUUUGGGGACCAUAAGUUUCACUAUAAAUCUACUAGGUAAUAAAUGGUUUGUUACCUUCGUGGAUGAUUGUACCCAUUUCAUACGAGUUUUCUUCUUAAGCAGAAAUUAGAAGUUUUAAUUGUGUUGAAAUGUUUCUGUGCAAUGAUCAAAACCCAAUUUGAUAAUCCUAUAAAGAAAUUCAGGUCAUAUAAUGCCAAGGAAUACUUUAGAAAUGAUCUAAAUUCCUUUCUUUAGGCUGAGGGUAUUAUACAUGAGUCUUCAUGUGUUUACACUCAGUAAAACAGAUUGGCAGAAAGAAAAAAUCGACACCUCUUGGAGGUUACACACUCACUUUUGUUCCAGGCGAGUGCACCCAAAAAAAUUUGGGGUGAAGCUCUCUUAACAGCAACAUAUCUAAUAAAUCGUCUUCUCACUAGAACCUUGGAUUUUCAAAGUCCUAUGGAAAAGUUAGCUAUUUGGAUGUGUCUCAUUCAUUCAUAAUCAUAAUCUAGCUAAAGGUAAAUUAGAUCCAAGAUCCCUCAAAUGUAUGUUUGUUGGAUAUUCAACAACUCAAAAAAGGUAUCGAUGUUAUCAUCCACCAGCUCAAAAAUUCUUUACAACUAUAGAUAUUACCUUUCAUAAAUCUGUUUUUUAUUUCCAGAAAAACUCUCAAGACACAUCUUUGUCAUUUUCACAUUUUCUUGAUUUUUUCCUAGAUGGAGUUUCUUCUCCUUCAGAUCAAAUUAUCCUACAAAUUUAUGUGUUUGACCAAAAUCCAUCUCUUCCUGAUCGACUUCCUGAAAAACUUAGAUUUAGUCGGAUUUAUUCCAGGACAUGAGUACGUCCAAAUUCUGGAUUAGCCCAAGACUUCGAACUGGCCUUAACCAAUGAUCAAGAAAGCACAUUUAUCCUUACAGAAAAUACUACCAGUCCUCAAUCCAAUGACCUUCCUAUUACCCUCAGGAAACCUCCACGAGCUUGUACAAAACACCCAUUAUACCCUUUAGCGAACUCUAUUUCUUAUCAUAAACUUUCUCCAUCAUAACCUUCUUUGCUACCUUGUUUAAUAUUACCAUUCUAGUUAAUAUUUCAGAAGCUUUCUCUAAGAAAGAGUGGAAAACAAACCAUAGAUGAUGAGAUGCAUGUUCUUCAGAGAAAUAAUACAUGGGAGCAUGUACCUCUCCCUAAGGAUAAACGGGCAGUUGACUGUAGAUGGGUUUAUUCUAUAAAAUUCAAUGCUGAUGGAUUAAUUGAAAUGCACAAGGCCAGACUCGUAGCUAAAGGAUAUACACAAGUUUAUGGAAUUGACUACCAUGAAACUCUUUAUCCUGUGGCAAAAAUGAACACAGUCAGAAAUAUUUGACCAUUAGCUGCUAUUCUUAGUUGGAAUGUCCAUCAAUAUGAUGUGAAGAAUGCCUUUCUUCAUGGGGAUCUUACUAAUGAAGUAUAUAUAUAUAUCCAUCUGGUUAUGGAGGAAAUUUAUUAUAUAACAUUGUUUGCAGACUAAAAAAGUCGUUGUAUGGACUGAAAUAGUCUCCACGUGCAUGGUUUGGGAGAUUUUCUACUAUCAUGCGAAAAUUUGGUUAUAGUCCUAGUAAUGCUGAUCACACAUUAUUUUUCAAACAUUCUUCAUCAGCGGGAAUUACUAUACACAUAGUUUAUGUUGACGACAUUAUAAUUACUUGAAGUAAUGACAUUGAAUUAGGAAAUUUGAGCAAAUAUCUUGCCAAGGAAUUUGAUAUCAAGACUUUCGGUUGUCUUAAAUAUUUUUUAGGCAUUGAGGUGACUCAUUCUUCUAAGGGCAUAUUCAUCUCUCAACGAAAGUAUGUGAUAGAUCUUCUAAAGGAUACUAGAAAGUCUGCAUGCAAACCAGCUGGCACCCCCCUUGAUCGUAAUCACAAACUUAGUGCUGGUGAAAGGGAGGAGUCUAUUGAUCGAGAAAUAUAUCAACGUCUUAUUGGAUGAUUGAUUUAUCUCAAACACACUAGAUCUAACAUCUCUUAUCCAGUUAGUCUCUUAAGUCAAUUCAUGCAUCAGCCAACUGAAUCACAUCUUCAUGUUACAUAUCAGGUGUUACACUACCUAAAGAGAACUCUUGGAAAUGGCAUUCUCUUCAAACGUGGUGGUAACUUAACAAUUGGGAUGUAUACUGAUGCUAAUUAUACUGAUUCUCUUUUAGAUCGUCGGCCAACUUCAGGCCUUAUAAUGUUUCUAGGAAGAAAUUUGGUUACUUUGCCACAGCAAGAAACAGAAUGUUGUUGCUCGCUCAAGUACAGAAGCAGAAUUCAGGGCACUUGCGCAUGGAAUAUGUGAACUACUUUGGGUAAAGAUUUUACUCAGUGACCUAAAGAUUUCCAUUUCAGGUCGUAUGAAGCUCUAUUGUGACAAUAAAUCUAUAAUUAAUCUUGUGCACAGUUAUAUUCAACAUGAUUACACAAAGUAUGUUGAGAUAAACUGUCACUUUAUGGAGGAAAACUUGGAGCCUAAAGAAAUCUUUAUUCCCUAGAUCUCCACUCAACAUCAACUGACUGAUUUACUAACAAAAGGUGUCUCUGGGACUCAACUACAACAAGUGCUCUCCAAGCUGGGAAUGAAUGAUAUCCACUCACCAGCUUGAAGGGGAGUAUUGAAAUACAGUGUAGAUACUGUGUUAGCAGUUGUGGUGAGGUGUAUCAUAUACUUCGCUUAAAGAAGCAUGUGAACAUCACCUCUAUGUCUCAAGAUGUAAGGCUGUGUCCAGAACCUUGUCCCAUGGAUCUGUUAUAAAUAACAGAUCCCUGUCUCGAUGGAAGUGAAUCUUGAAGUCAUUUCUUCAAGAAACAAAAGAACUAGAGGAAAUUCAACAAAAAGGUUGUAAAGGAAGUAAACUUUUUUAAAAGAGUCCUAUGCAUAGACUUCUGGAAGUUGGAGGCAGGGUGAUCUGAGCUAUAACCAAGGCAGUAUGAUCUGUCCUUGGUUUUUCACAUUCCAUUUCCUUAAAGACUGUUGGCCUUGGUUCAUUCUCUGCCAGCUAAAUCUAUUAUCUGUGUGUAGAAGUAGCAUGAUAAAUUUCGGAUUUUUUUUGCCCUCAUUCAUGAUUGUCAAGUUUGCAUAUUGUAUUCUUUAAAAUAUUAUUAAUGUCGUCAGGUUUACAGCAGAUUUAUACUUGUGAAAAUUAUGCAUCCUUUUUUUGUAUGCAUCUCUCAAUAUGGUAUGUUCUUUUUGCCGACCUUUUUAAAAGGACACAAAUUGUGUUCUCAUAUAUGUCUCUCAAUUCACAUCCAAAUUAUAUAAAAAAUAUAAGUUGGGUUCUUAUCCUCCAAUUUUUUCACUUGUGUUAAAAUGAAAUACAGCUUAUAAAAACCAUUUGUGUUGAAGUGCUUUAAUGUUUUGUAUUUGUUUAUAUACGUUGAGAUUUCUUCUCUCCCAUUUUUGGCUAAUUCACUUAUGUUAUCCUGAAAACAGUGAGAAGGAUUGAGAAACAUAGAAUAGAAGAUGGUCACCUUUAAAGGUUGUGAUGAUUGGAAUUUUUCCGUAUCUGUUUGUUUUGGGAAUUACAUCCAUCUUUGGGCACUUACAUGUUGAAGUUGAACCUGGACGCUGAUGCAGUUCUUGUGCUGAGAAGUUGGGCUAGAAUGAUGAUAGUUGUCAAAAUAUCUGACAAUUCAACCAUUUAAAAACAUAGAUAAAUUCUUUGUUUGCUGUACUAUAGGUUAUUGUUGCUACAGACAUUGCAGAGACCAGCAUCACGAUUGAUGACAUAAUUUAUGUGAUCGACUCAGGGAAGCACAAGGAAAACCGUUAUAAUCCUCAAAAGGUGUGCAUUUUAAUGUAGCUUUCUUCGAUGCUUUCAAUAAAUUUCAUUUUUUAAAUUAUGUGUCCUCUGGUUUGUUAGUUUUCGUUACUUUAUUUCCCCUUUGGUCAUUAUUUCUUUAUAAUCAUAUUUGACAUCAAAAAAGUCCCACUGAGACUGAAGUGAUGACAUAUUUUCCAGUGUUAGGAGGUGAACUUCAAGGAGUUGAUUCUUGGGUAUCAGACAUCAAUGUGAUUUUGUUGAGAACUCGAAAUAUUCCAAAGAACUUGUCUUAGAGCUGCUACCUUUUCAUCAUGACUUUUUAGCAAAGCAGGAGUUUUAUGAUUUGGCAAUACACACAUCUUCCUUCUGUAAUUUAGAGAGGAGUUUGUAUUAUACACGAGAGCUGGCUAUUGUUAUUGUGAAUGGUGUUGAAUGGUCUUCUAACCUGGUUCAUUGAUAUUUGUUGCUUUGCUAGCUGAUGAAGUAUCAAUGUCAUCCUCUAGAUUACUUGUCUUUUAUUUUGUUUAAUUCAGUCUCAAAAGAUGGGCAUUAUUUCCAGUAUCUAGUCCAUUUAUUUGUGUUUGAGGUUUAUAACAUUUAAUUCUGCACCAUAGACCUUCACCCCAUUCACAUGCAAGCUUCCUUAAAAGUCCCAAUGCUAUUCAAAUAUUGGAUUUUCACCGUUCUUAUCUUGCUUCAUAUGAAGUUUAAGAGACAGAAUCCUGCCUAUAGGAUUUCUGAUAUAUCACAAGGAUCAGAAGUUACAGACAAUGUCAGCAGACCUUCAUGUCCUCAUCAAAUUAUUAAAUGAGUUUUCUGUUGUCAUACUGCAUUACUACAGCUUGGUGUCAUGUAACUUCACGUGGCUAAUUAUUUUUACUCUUGCGGUGAUUCUUGCAUAUAUUGUAGGCACUUAUUCUUCUUUGCUGUGGAUAUACUUUCAAACCUUUGGGACCUCUUAAGUAUCCACCUUGUUUCUGGCUUUUGAAAAGCUUCAAAUGUAUCUUAUGUUUUAAUCUAUGUUUUCCGUCCUGUCUACUUCUGACAUUAUUGUUAUUGUUAAUGCCACAUGGUGGUCAAAUCUUCUCAAAUUCCAGAGAAUGACAAGCAUCAUAGAAGAUUGGAUAUCUCAAGCAAAUGCAAAACAACGACGAGGAAGAGCUGGGCGCGUGAAACCUGGAAAUUGCUUUUGCCUGUAUACACGUUACAGAUUUGAACAACUUAUGCAAUCAUUUCAGGUCCCUGGGAAGCAUCAUAUACAUCUUUUUAAUGUUUAUUCUCAUUUCUUUUUUCAAUAUUGGUGUUUUUCAAUUUGCAUUCCAACAUUUGCAUGACUGCUCUUUCUUAUUUUCCGUUAUGUUUCAUUGGGUUGGACUUACUAUGCCCCCCAUAACCCUAGGAGUGCUCUCUAUCUCUCUUAUGAAGGCUCACAAGAUAAAGAUUUCUCUUCAAGCAUCUCUCUCUCUAUCUCGCUCUUUCUAUAUACAUGCGCUGAGUUCUGUGUUACAGGCGAAGAAAUCCCCAAAAUCCUUAUCCCGGCCAGGAAGGUGGAAAAUAAGAGGUGCUUAGCUUCAUUAAUCGUUCAGGUCUGGUAUUUAUAUCAGACCUAUCGUAGAGGGGGUGAACCGGACCAGUCCGGUCCGGUUCGACACUUAAGUAAUAAAGAAAAUAUUACAGUAAAAGAAUUAAAAAAACGACUAAUUCCGACAACAUGUUUACAAUAUUUCUAAGAGCCUGUAAUGAUAACAUGAGCCUUUAAUGUAUGACAUCCAAUGCCGAUUGCUUGGCUCAGAUAUAUUAGUGUAAUUAUAAGAUAUGCUAGUCUUAUGGCCUUAGUUAACUUUUUAAAUCCCAUUAAUGACUAAUUAAUGAUGAUCGAAUACACUCAUCUCAGCAGUUUUUCAUGAAUAUCAAUAGAAUGGUUGACUGUUUAACUUUGAACUUUUCUAUGUGAUGUCAAUCCACAUUUGUAAUUCCUAUGCUGCUUGAACUUUUCUGUUAAAGUCCUGCCUCACUGACUUAAUAUAGGAAGUUUGAGUCUUAGAAGUUCUUUCUCAGUCAGAACAGUAGAGCUUGUGUCCACUUUUCUCUGUCGAGGAUGUCCAUCAGCAUUCCUUUUUUCCUUUCUGGGCGGUUUAUUUGAUCGUAUGGACCUGUCAAAGGCAAGAACUCUUAUGUUUUAGACUUCUCUUUUGGCUGCCUCCGGUUGGGAACUGGUUGGCAACUUCUGGACUAGGGUCAAUUUUAAGUUUACUGUCGGCUUGUUCAAACCUGAAAAGAGUUAAAAAGAGUUUGUUGCACUCAUUUCAUUUCCAAUAUAGUUAAGAGAUCUGCCUUUGAUUUGAGCCAACUCGAUUGCUGUUUGGCAUCUUUUUGUUUCUAGAUGCAGGAUCGUAGGUGGUGGGGACAUGCCAUGGAAAGUAAGUCUAUUUGGUUUAUAAUUGGUUAUGUGGGUUGCAGUUUAAGGGUGGCUAUCCGAGUCCUCUUGAAAUUAAAUAGACAAAUUUAGAACCUGCUAUGACUUCUCACACUUGUUCAAGUUUGGCUCGGGCCUGGCCAUAUACAAGUAUCAGCCCCGCAAGGCAAUUAUGAAUUGGUCCAACAAUGAACCGGCCAACCAGUUAGGAACCGGUCUAGUAACGAACCGGACUCCUAAACGGUAAACAAUACUUGUACGUCCUUUCCCAUGUGCCAGAAAUUGGGACUAUUGUAAAUGUCACAUUUGUGGCUUGCUGAAGAAGAGUGGGGAGUGUGGGGGUAGAAAAAGAGUGAAAAGACAGGACAGAGGUGGAAGAAAUAACGAGAAAAUGGGGUGAGUUUCUGGGAAUCACUGUGGGCCACCACUCAAUGUUGCCAUGCACUAUGUCUGUCAAUGAGUCAAUAGGGCUUUGAGUCUGGGGAAGGGGAUUUUAUAAGGAUUGCCUUGUAAUUUUGUCAACGGCCUUUUUAAUGAAAAAAACAGUUAGGCAUACACUUUAACAUUGUCAUGUUAUCUUUUUGUUUCCGUUUUAACCUAUCUAGUCUUUCCAAUGAACCAACGAUUUGGGUCAUCUGUUUUGGAAGACUAUGGAUAGGUCUCCAGUUGGCAAUUCCCCCACUUGUCCUAUGUGUGUUGUUGAUUUUCUGUGCUCCUAUGACAAGAUUGUACUAAAAGCGGAAUACCACAAAGGAAAAAACAUGUUUCCCAAACAUUUAGAUGGCCAGUGACGUUAUCACAAGAGAGAAACAAGUCCAAGUUAUAUAAUAUUAUUUCAUUGUAUCCUCUGAUGGUCUAGUUGCUUCGUCAAUUGUUGAAUGUAUGUAGUAUUCUAUGGCCAUAUGCUGAUAAAGCAUUUUCUAUUAUUGGACAUUAAUGCAUGCAACGCAUUUUCAUUUUCUUAGCUUUUAUCAUUUUUUGUGAAGGUACCUGAGAUUCUACGAGUACCAUUAACUGAAGUAUCUCUGCAAAUAAAAUCACUUGCUUUGGGUGAUAUAAGAUCUUUUUUGUUGAAGGUAAGAAGAAAAACCUUGCGCUAAGGUAGCUGAAGUAAUUUCUUUAACUAAUGAUCUGUAAAUAUGUUCUGUACUAAUGAUUUGGGCUACUGGCUUAUUUUCAACAGAAAUUGCAUGUACUGAAAAUUAACACUUUCAAACGUCUACAUAUUUUUUCCAGGCAAUAGAACCACCUCGUGAAGAGGCAAUUUCAUCUGCAAUUGGUACAUUGUGUGAGGUAGUAAUAGUUUAAUUAAUUUCUUAAAAUAUUUAAGGCAUUUCUCUAGAUAUUUAGAGUCUAUGAAAUAUCCUGGUACAUGUUUUUGCUCUUUUAUAGAAGAUUUUUCUUUAUUUAAUUGAGAGUUGAUAGGAGUACAUUCUUGUACUACUAUUCACAUAUUGAUGUCACCACAUAAGCAAACUUUUUUUUCAACCUCCAUAGAUAACUCUCAUUUUGUUUAAUGUCAUUGGAUGAUCAAAACUUUGCAUUUUUUCUUUAUUUUCAUGAUGCAGGUCGGAGCCAUUGAUGGUGAUGAGAAGAUGACACCUCUUGGCUAUCAUCUUGCAAAGCUUCCUGUCGAUGUCCUGAUUGGAAAGGUUUUGACUCUUGUUUCCUCCGUUGAUUUCAUUAAGAAGGUGGCAAGAAAAGUGUUAUCUAAAUCUAUCACUCGGUACCGCGAAAAUUAAAUAUUUCCUAAUAUUUUGUUUCUUGGGUCGUAGUCUCAUCCAUUUGUUGAAUUUGUUCUUGCAAUCCUUUGAACAAAAUAAGUAUAAGAGGUUCACAUGUCUGUCGUCCACUUGCUGCUAAGAAUUAAGAGAUUGUUUCAUCUUUAUUCUGCUGGUAAGUUAGGCAAGAAGACAUCUUUCUACUGCUUAACAGUAAGAAGACAUUGUCAAAGAUUGUAGUGGGUCAGUCCUAUGAAGAUAUACGCUUUCAGUAUAACGUUCAAGGUGCACAUUUGCUCGUACUGAUCGCCCAUUAUUUAUCGAUAGACCAUAUUAUGUGAACCAGAACAUUAUGCUACGGAACUGCAAAGCCUGGAAUCUCAUCUAUGUUCAUCAAUGCUCACUUCUGCAUCGUUCAUUGCAUUUUUUCUACCAUUGUACCACUUCUCUCAAUUUAAAAAAUAUUGCGGCAUGUAACUGAUCUUCUAAACUUUUAUACCAUUUUGAAUAGUAGUGCCAUAGUUGGAUUGGAAUAACAUAUCCCAAUGCACACAUAUCAAAACCAGUCACUUUUGUGUACAUCUCCAAGUUAUUGAUUUACCUAUACAGCCAAAACGUUAAAUUCCAAGACAUUUGAAUGUUUAUAAACGUUUAUCAUUUUAUUUAUUCUUAGUCUUGAUUUGUUAUGAUAUUCUUUGACGGUUCUUUAUUUUCUCCUUUUUCUUUAUAGAUGAUGCUGUAUGGUGCGCUAUUUAGUUGUUUAUCACCAAUUCUUUCAGUUGCAGCAUUUUUAAGCCACAAGUCACCGUUUGUGACUCCAAAGGAUGAGGUGACAAUUAAUCAGUCCUUUUAUCUAAUGGUUUAGCCUGUCUCAGUGGCCGCUAAAAUAAAUGAUUUUUUUUCUACUGCAGAAAGAAACCAGUGAAAGAGCAAAGUUAAUGUUGUUGGGUAGUAAGGUUGAUGGAUUACCUGAUACAAAUGAGGGAGCGAGGCAUUCUGACCACCUAUUAAUGGCCCUUGCAUACAGCAAGUGGUCAAAGAUUUUGCAUGAGGUUAUUAAGUUGUCAUUAUUGAUGGUUUUUAUUGCAUAUUCUGUUGGCAAUCGUUGAUUACUUGCUGAAACGGAUCUCUUUCUCAGUUUUGGGAUUGUACAAUUAUUUCCCUGUUAACUCUAAAAUAUAUUUUUUUUCAGGAGGGAGCAAAAGCUGCUCAGCAUUUUUGUCGUUCAUAUUAUUUGAGUUCUUCAAUCAUGUACAUGAUAAGGUAAAUUCCUUGUGCUGAAUGCUCUUGUGCAAAGAUUUAGUAUUUAGUUCAUUAAUUUUUUCUUACAGUCAUUUUUUCGCUUUUUAGCUAAAACUUAGCCUUCUUUUUCUAGGCGUUCUUCUAUCAUUCUUUUCCAUGAAACUGGGAUAGUUCAUAAGAAUUUUAGAUUUUCAAAGCAGCAUUCACGUCAUCAUUUUUUAAAGUUUUGAACAAAAGUAUCACAUGGCUUUGACCUUAAUGCUUAAGUGAUGAUUACAUAUUAAUUUUUAUACCAAUAUAGAUGUCGAAUUUAAAAAGAAUCCUGCUAGCACGAUUAAUUGAAUGUAAUUUAUGAUCCAGUAGGGAUGAUGAAAUGGAUGCUGAAUAGAUGGUUUAAACCUAUGAAGUUAUGAAUGCAAGGUGAAAAACCUACGGAAUUUAUGUACCUUACAUCCAUAUACAGUAAGGUUCUGACCCUGAAAUGGCACUUUGGUCUAGCUAAGAAUUGAAGUUUGGUGACAUAUGCUUUAAAGAUGAAUAAAAAAGGGGGAACAUGUGAUCUAUUUUGUUUUGGAGGUGACGUCUUUAAGGAGAAAAUGAGGGAUUGGUUUUGAAAAUGGUAGCUCUAAAGCAUUGUCAAACAAAAAAGGGGAGAUUGGCUGGCAUAGCCCUUAUUGUUAGCUGAAGACAGGUUGACUUGCACUGGGCUUUCUUUCUUCUUGCUGUUUAUGAAGAAAACGACAUGUUAAACCUUUUCCCAUUGGUUUUGGCAGCAAAAUUAGUUGAAGAUCCUCAUCCACUGUCCGUCUAUCAUUGUUCUUUGGAGGUGAAUAUUACUAUGUAACCAUUGACCAUAAAAAAGUCAGGAAUAUUCAUAAGUGGUGUGGACUAAGGGACCCCGUAUAUAUACACUCAGCUCUGAAGCAACCCCGUAUAUAAGAGCUCUAAUCUACACGAAAGUGGUGUGGACUAAGGGACCUAAGGUACCCAACGGGGUAUCACAGAAAUUUUCCAAAGGGGAGCAUGAUAUUCAUAUUGAAUCAUAACAAAGGUGUUUGUCUCACUAAGUCCUAGGCUUCAAUUGGAACUCGCCCUCUUUUUUUCACAUUAAGUAUGCAAAAUCAGUAUUUAUGAGCCUUGUGUGGCAAACAGUGGUGAUGUUCACCAUAAUGGUUCAUCUCAUUGUCAACAACUGUUACCACAGGAUUGGAUCGGUUAUGCACUUCUUGUUGUGGACCUUCAAUGCAACCAAUUGAUAUCUACCUUUUUACCCCUUUUCUUGCUAGAACUUCAAAAUUUAUAUAACUUGGAAGACAAUGAUAAUAAAGGCAUAAUAGAAAGAGAGGAAGAAUACAUCUGAAAAACCCCCUUGUUGAACUUGUGGUAGACAAAAUAAAAAUAGUUUGAAAAAAAGGGGGAAAGCAUCUUAAACUAUGCAGUGACUGGUGCCAACAAUGAAAAUAGACAUGAAAAAGAGGGUAAGGCUAUUCCCAUAAAAUAAUAUGUCCAUAGAACUUCAAAAAAUUCAUCUAUUGAUAAUCAAGGUUAACAAAGGCUGCAACCAUUUAACUCUUAUGUUGAUUCAGAUUAUUCAUGACCCAAUGUGGAUCCUUCAGAACAUUAUUAUUGGUAUAGAAGGUAUCAAAAUAGAGUCUAAAUUUGAUAAAAAGGAGUAAUAAGCAUUUGAGAUCUGGGAAUAAUCAAUAUCUUUGGCAAUAGGAUGACACGUUUCACAUGUACUACUAUAUACAUUUAUGUGAAGAUGAGGAUCACAAACGUUGUGUGCAGAUUUUCAAAGUGUCCUAUCUUGACUUGACUAUUUCGCAUUCUCUUGGGUUUAAUAUUUAAUCAGAAGUCCUUCCACCAUUUUCUCCCUCUGAAAGUAAGCAAAUUGAAUGUUGGACAGAUUAUGGUGAAGAUUAUGUUGAGACAUUCUCUCAAGUUGCCAAAAUUACUUUAGUACGGAUCUUCUUGGUAUUGACUGUCCGGUUCUCUUGGCUUCUACAUCAGCUAGAUAUCAAGAGUGCGUUCCUUCAUGGUGACUUACAACAGGAGAUUUACAUGGAGUAACCACUAGGUUUUGUUGCUUAAGGGGAAGGGGAGUCCAACUUAGUCUGUCACCUACAGGAAAUCUCUCUAUGGUCCGAAGGAAUCUCCAUGGGCCUAGUUUAGUCGAUUCAGAUAAUACUAUAUUACAGUUUGGUCUUCCUAUGCUGCCCUUGUCCAGGGCAGCAUCUAGUCUGGCGACGCCGCCCUUAUUUGGGGCCGCAUCCAAUCUGGCAUCCCCCUUGUCCGGGGCUGCAUCUCGUCCAAGACUGUCUCCUGUCCGGCACUGCCUAUCCACAAAGCAGCUAGGGCAGAAAUCCUAGCAGCAGAAGAGCAUUCUUCCUCAAUGCUGACAUCAUCAUCAAUCUUCAUGAUGGUGUGAGAUAGCAAUAAUAAAGUAAGUCAUGUGAUUGACAUUGCGCUGUGUCCGACAUUCAUCCGGCAUCCUCCUCAAUCCUAUGUCAUCAUCCAUCAAGUGUUGUCUCAGUCCAGUGUUCAUCCUCUGUCCGGCGUCAUCUCUCAUUUUCCAACAUCGUCCCUCUUCGGUCUAGCAUUAUCCCACCCAAUUCAGCAUCAUCCCAUGCCGUCCCUCAUUGUCUCUCCUCCGUCCAGUGUCGUUUGAUGUCCAGUGUGUCCUCUGUCCUCCUUAGUCCACCGUCCUCUGUCCUUAAUCUAUUGGCCUCUAUCCUGCAUUCAUUCAACAUCCUUCCUAGUUUGGUGACCAAGUCUCUCAGAGUUCCCACCGCUGCCGUCCAUGCUGUCUGGUGCUAUACACCUCUGUCCAGCGCCAUCCCUCCACCUCCCUCUGGUGUCAUACACCUCGCCCCUCCUCUGUUUGGCAUUGCCCUCUGUCCAGUGCCAUCUCGAGUGUCCCAAGGUCAUCCAGCGUCAUCCGAUGUCAUUCUGUGCCGUCUUGCACAGUUCAGCACCAUCUUGCGCAGUCCGCGUUAGACAGCAUUAUCAUACAACAAAGCAGUCCCACAUUGUCACAUCCCAGUAGAGGAGCUUUUUGACACCGUCACAAGGGAGUUGGUACCACAACGGAUUGUCGUCAUCAUGCAUUUCUUUCCAGCAACAGCAUGAUCAUCAAUGAUUUAAUCAAGAUGAACUUUUCUAAAGUGAAUCUUGAGGGGGAGUAUUGAAAGUUCUAAGGAAAAUAUUGUAAAGCAUUGAGGGUAUUUUGGAAAAGAGUCUAUAUGGUUUACUUCCUUUUAAUGGGUGUAAGAGAUCAAUGAUGGGUUGAGGUGGUUUCCACCAUUUCACCCCUGUCCUCUGUGAAAGAGGAAAUCUGUCUGUUCUCAAUUGAUCUUGUUUCUCAACAAUACCUUCUGGCCUUUCUUUCUAGCAACCUUAUAUGAUUCCAAAAGAUUACAAGAAAAACAGCUUACAAAACUUCCAAGAUGAUUGUAUGACAUGAUAUUUAGAGCCACAACUCAAAUGACGAUAAAGUGCUUUGAAUAAUUUGAGAUCUGGAGAAGAAUCUUUCCAUGCCUUGGAAUCUUUUUAACGUUUGGACUGUUGCCAAUUUGGCAAUCUUUCUUUAGUUUGUGUCUUUCAUAAAUUAGAGUAUUCAACUAACUGUUGCAGAAAGUUCUUCCUUCCUUCAAUGACCAGAAAGUAACUAGUUUUUCUAGUUUAUGUCUUGGUACUUCAGUCAGACUUAUUGUUGCGAUUUUUUAGGCUUUGGCAUUUGAAAGUCAAGUGAUGGCACUUCAGCCCGAUUGCUAGCACAGAUGUCAACACUCAAUUGUAUCCGUGUUAAUACUCGUAUUUUUCCUUUUUUUUAAAUAGGAAACUUUGACUUAUUCUCAAGACUCUGAGAGGGAAUAGUAUUGAAAACAUAAGCACCAGUAAAAAAUAACACAACCUAAAAAAUUUAGAAACAUUUUAAAUAGAAAAGAAUAAGGGCUCUCCAAAACAAAUUUGUUUUUCUUCUAGGCCACUCGACUUUGCUUACAGGUAUAUAAACAAGAUGACUCCUCCAAGAAAAUCUUGCCAUGUAAAGAACUCAUGUGCAUUAUUUAUAUAAAAGGCUCACCGAUAUUUCUCAAAUUCAGUUUGAAUCAUCCAAACAAUAUACUCAGAUGAGUCAAGAAACUUAAUCCCCUUGAUUGUUUUAGCCAAGUAUUGUCGUGAACUGUGGUGCCAGCCCUAGGAAGAUUUGCAGAGGAAAAACGCAACUUGUAUUCACAUCAUAGAUGACUGUUAUGUGCAAGUAUCAGGGGCACAAACCAAGGAAAUUGCCUAACAACUAGUAAACCGACAAACUAGGAAACGGUCUAACUAAGAACCAAACUCCUAAUUGUAUGUUAUUUCCCACUACUAUGAUGUAGAUAAUCAUCUAUAAUGUUUUAUGAAAAUCGAUAGCAAUCAAGAGAAGGGACAUCCACAAGUCAGUUAAAGUUGAACGUGAACUUAUUGGACUUCAAAUUGAGUUCUACAAUGUGCAUCGAAUUGCAAUGUUUGAUAUUGAGGGAGCAAAAUGAUAUGAUAUCUUCAAAACGUGAAGGGAGCAAAAUUUCUUAGGUAUGUCAGAUAGACCCCCUAGGAAAUUGUGCCCUAUAUACAUAUGUUGAAAUCUUGGAUCAUUAUCCACGUGAUUCCAUUGGAUAGACCCUUCCUUCUUCUAUUGUUUGUUUAGAAAACACAAUGAUGAGGAAAAGAACGUUAUAGAUAAGUUUAGGUAUUUAUUAUGACUAUUUCCCAAAAGAAGGUUGAUAAAAACCGAGGAAGCGCAAAGUUAAAUUACUAUCAAGUUGAAAUACUUUGUAUCAAGUUCAAUGGCCUCUUUAUUCUACCCGUAACCAAAGAAAUAUAAAUAAAUAGAGGAAGCGAUAUCUAUCAUAUUGUCAACAACUUUAAGAUCAAUUGUACGGCAUUCAGUGCUUAAGUCGUUACUCUUGAACUUUGUCAUCAUGAAGCCCAGUAUGAAUCUUAGCCCUCAUAAACCAUAGAAAAGAUAUUCAAAAAUCCAAAAUCUUAAACCUUUGAUUUAUGGCUGAGAAGAGAAAGAUAGAGGGGAUUGACCUUGUCCAUUUUCACUCGUGUGAAUGAGAUGCUACUGUGCAAGCAGCACACAACCAACAAAGGAAAGGAUGCCAGCCAAUCUCUUUAGAUGCUGACUCUUGUAGCACUCAAUUAACGAAUAAGUUUAGUGGAAACUGAUGAAAGAAGAGGGUUUAGUGGAACCAAUGUUCAUGCGAGAAUAAGUUUUGAACUCCUAGACUUUCUCCUGAGUUAUUUUUAUAGUUCUUCCACGAUUCAUAAACACAUGCGCUAAUCCUAAAUUAAAUGAAAUAGAUGAGGAUAAGAAGCACAAAGAGGAUAAAAAUGAGUAACUGGAAUUGGAAGAUUGGGUGUUUUCUUAGUUUUCGAACCCCUUCCCUCACCGCAGUUGUAAGAUCCGUAGUUGGCCUUUGAGAAGAUCGUAUGUAUGUUCUUGAAUAUGCAUGUGAGGAUUUAACGAAGAGCGUGGAGGCAUAGCAACCUCAUGAGAUGAUCAUUAAAACGUUGACAUGUUGUUUAUUUUUUUCUAGGAUGCUAUUUAAGGUAAAAGGAACCAGAGAAGGAAAUGUGCUGCGAAUUCUAGAUACUCUUUGUGAGGAAAUCGCUCGGUAGAUUAGAAAGAGCUUUGACUGAAUGAAACAGUGACAUCUUUCAAGACAUUUCUUCAUUGUCUUAGAAUUGAAGCAUCCGUAACCUUUAAGUUGGUUUAUUGGUGAAAACUUCUCUAAUCGUCAUAGGAUCAAGUUUGGUGGUGUUAAGACGCAAUGGUUGCAAGAGAAAACAAGGGAUGAUUAAGUCAUAAGGGAUGAUUAAGUCAUAAAAGCAUGUAAUUUGAUUGAUUUCUGACACGAACCAAACAACUGACCGACAACUUUCAACUUAACCAAGUUAGGAAACCGACCUACAACUUAACCAACCUAUUUAUAAGUUUCUCCCGCAAUUUCCACUGCUCCUAGAUGUCAUUUUAUUCAUGACAUUUUAGGCAUAUGAUGAUGACAUACACUCCAGUGAGGGAUACAGUGUAAUUUCUCGGUGUAUGGCAGAGAUUACUCCCAUGCGUUUAAUGAGCUAAGUGGUUGUAAUAGUGACAUGUGAUGAUCCUUGUUCAUACUGACUAUUAUUCUUUGUGGAUGAUAGUUUGAUUAGUGGAUGGCCCAAUGAAAAAGUUUGUAUGAAAAAGUAAGUACAAGGGGAGAUCAAAGAGGAUGGAUUUCCAUCAACCUUAAGAUAAAUAAAUUAUUCACAGCCCUCUAAACAUUUAUAUAUAUGGCUAAAAAAUGAAAUAAUGAAAAUUAUGAGUUAAAGGCUGAGCCAGCCGAUCGAGAGAAGGGCUAAAAUACGCUUUUGGAGAAUAAAAUAAGUAGACCCUAUGUUUUACGUAAUCAUUUAGCAUGCCUGUUGUGAAUUUUUCUUCUCACAAAUGUAAUAUAUUUUUAUCUGUCGGUUAGAGGCCUGCCUGCCUUGUUGCCAAGGACUUCUUAAAAUUUAUUCGAAAACAUGAGUUACCUUAUUUUUGAUAGAGGUUUUUUCCAUUUUCCCACGAAACUAUCACUGUUGUCAAAAAGGCUCCAAGCAUUCAAAUUUUUGAUAGGCAUGUAUCCAUCUGCAAGUUAUGCAAGUUUCCUAUCUUUGAAAAUCUGAUUACUUUAUGUUCCUGGGGUUAAUAUGAUGAGGUUGUCUUACAGGGACAUGCGGACACAGUUUGGGACUUUGUUAGCAGACAUUGGACUUGUCGAUCUCCCAACAAGUUUUCUGGUCAUAUUUUUAACCAAAAUCACGCAUCUUUUCAUAUGAUUUAAAUGCUUUCAAGUUAUCUGUAUGGUUGACACAUAUUUUGAAUCAUACAGAUAUAAAGGGCCUUCUUUUCUUCUCAUUCUCAGUUUUCUGUAGUCUUUCAAUCAUUGAAGAAGGUGUGUAAAAACUGCAUGCGUUCAUAGAUAAAGGCUCACAUUUUUCGGCUGUCCCACUUUCAUUAAAAAGGACUAUAAAAAGGCAGUCCCUUCUCAAAACGAUUGGCUGAUAUGGCCACUUCAGUGGUCUUCAGAAAUCUGAAGAAUCCAACUUCCUUAUUUUCUUUCAUUCUUGGUCUUGUUAUACAAGUCUGAGAAUUAUCCUCAUGAUCAUUACUAAAGGGAAAAGGCGCGUGGGAUUCAACAUUACCAUAUGCACAGACAGAGACAGCAUGGGCAUUUCCUGGAGUGUCCAAGAUUCAAAUCUCAAAUAUGCACUCACUUUCAAAACAGUCGAAUAUAUUAAAUUUCAUUUGCAUAACUAGUUUGUCACUAAGCUGUAGUCACUUCUUUGAAAUAGUAAAGGUUGUUUUCCCUUUUGUAUAUACCUAUCGUUUUCUUAAAAGGUAGAAUAUGCAUUGUAGUUUUUCAUUGAACUGAUGUCAAUUCCUUGAAAUAUUUUGAGGUAGUUUUUCAUUUGGUUUGUGAUCUAACGAGCAAUAUCUUUUUUCAAACAGAGAGGGGGUAAAAUGAAGGAUAAACUUGACAGAUGGUUCACUGAGGCUUCACAGCCAUUCAAUAUGUAUUCACAUCAUUACUGUAUAGUAAGGGUAAGCACCCCAAGGCAGCAUAAUAUUUUCAUAAUUUCCUGUUAUAGAUUUUGCUUACCAUGGUUAUUUAAUCCCAAUCUGUCACAGUGGUAAAGGUUGUCCGCUAAUUUUCUUUUUUUAAAACAAGAGAAAGCUUGUGAGAUCAUAUGCCACUCUUUUUUAUUUGACUAUUGGUUGUUUCAAAGGGUAUCUCCUCUACGUUCUUUAUAUGUUCUCACAUACCUCAUUCACAGACUAGAAGCAUGUUUGAUACAUUGUCAUCUACUAAACCCCACACGCAUUGUUAAUUGUAUUGUUGUUAUUGUGAUCACUGUUUACUUUGGGCCCAAAGUCUGCUCAUUGUGAUUGUGAUUGGGCUUGAUUUACACUUGCCUUAUCUUGGUCUGAGAAUUUUUUUCAUUGUAAUGACGUGUAAACUUCUGCAGGCAAUCGUAUGUGCAGGCCUAUAUCCUAAUGUGGCUGCCACUGAGGUAGGAAUCACUGGGCCUGCACAAGGAAGCAUUAGAGAAUCUUCCAGCAGUAUCGCUUCAAAGGAACAGCCUCUCUGGUACGAUGGAAGAAGAGUGGUCCACAUACAUCCGUCGUCUGUAAAUCAUAAUGCAAAAGAAUUUCGGUACCCUUUCCUCGUCUUCCUCGAAAAGGUUUGCACCAUUUCAGCCAUUUGGAUCCUCUUUCAAAGUUAUUCCUUUUUCUUUUUUUUUCCUGGUUUAUACAAAACGGUGUCAACUAAUCAUGUUAGGCCAGAAUACGGUGUAAGUAGCGGAAAUGGAAUUUUUUGGCUUGUGAUUGCAAUCGAAUGUCUUCAUUCAUUUGAUGUUCAAUUCUUGGUUAGCUGCCAUGAAUUUAUUUUAGCCAUUAAAUAGAAACAUAAUAGCAACCCUGAUUCACAGUUCUUCACAAAUACAGAUUGAAACCAGCAAAGUUUUUCUGCGUGACACCACCAUUGUCUCGCCCUACUGUAUUCUGCUGUUUGGUGGCCCCAUCAGUAUUCAACACCAGGUGAUGUUUUCUAUUCAAUGUUUUUAUGGAGACGCACUUAUUCAACGUCCUUGUUGCGCAUUACUUGUUGUUAGAAACACAUCUUUGCUACUAAUCAUGCUGUCCAGAAACCUUCCUCUAUUCCAACAUAGCAUUCGCAGGCUUUUUGCCACCAUAGUCCUACUGUUUCCACAGCCCCAUGCUAACGUCCGUUCAUUGCUAAGAAGUGACUUUGGCCAACCUUCUGAUCCAUUUCUUUCACUUUUCAGUUCGUUUCUUAUCCAGUAAAUAUAUCUAUCUCCUAGUGAAAAAGAAAGUUAACGCAGUGAUGGGUGCUUUUCAUUUUGUUCCUAUUGUCGAUCAUCCCUCAUGCGAUUUGGUGUGAAUCAAUCAUGUCAUUAUGGAUGCAUGCACAUGUCCAGUGCAUGACCUGAUCACUCUGCCGUCACACGCAGCAUUCAGAAUGAUCUGAUUUUGUUUGCCACUAUCAAAGUCUCAUCCUAUGAAUGCUCAAAUCCAUUUUGUAUGGUAUCAUUUACUUAAGUUGUGGUAAAUAUUUAAUGUUCAGAGGAAUAUCCAUUUAUUAAAUUUACUAGAAAAUCAAGGGUUUGAUUCCCCGACAUAUAUUUAUGUUUUGAUUUCAAGUAUUUAUGUCAUAUUUGUGUAUCUGAACUCUUGAGACACUAUGGUGCUGCUCAUUAUCCAGACAGGACUGGUCAAUAUAGAUGGUUGGUUGAAACUGACAGCGUCAGCUCAGACGGCUGUUCUGUUCAAAGAGCUUCGUUCAACACUACAUGCGGUUCUAAGGGAAUUGAUUCGGAAGCCAGAGGUAAUUAUGGUUUCAUAUUGAUGCAUCAUCAGCAUGAAGAAGGUAUUAUAAAACAUUGACUGACCAUUUAUGCGUCCUAGAAAUGAGCAAUUCAUUGGCGUGUCCUGGAAACGAUUCGUCUUCGUCUCUUAAUAGCUGAAGAUUUUCGCUUUGGGGAACUCCUCCUAAACCCAGACGAGUAUCUGAUAACCAUUUGAUUUCUCUAUAACGCAUUUUGAUCAGAGACCCAAAGAAGCCGAGCGCUGUAUUUUUCUUUACCCGUUACUGCUUUGCCUUUCUAUUGUUGCUAAUUAGCGAAUUAUUUCAGUUCUUUAUUAUUAUUAUUAUUAUUAUUAUUAUUAUUAUUAUUAUUAUUAUUAUUAUUAUUAUAUUAUCGAAACCUAGCACUGUGUCUGGCACAAAGCUGACUGAACAGGGUGAUCUUCAGGUGGCCAAGGUGACCAAUAAUGAAGUGGUGAGAUCCAUCGUUCAUCUCUUGUUGGAGGAAGACAAACAAUGA